Messenger RNA from Pocillopora meandrina, 11015 nucleotides. NCBI's taxonomy places the organism in Eukaryota, Metazoa, Cnidaria, Anthozoa, Scleractinia, Pocilloporidae. The record is from the annotation of a GenBank genome assembly.
UAACAAUAACUUGACUGCCUUAGUUAGUAAUCCAAGGCAAAUUUUAAAACUUCUACUGUUAACUUUUGAGGAAAUUUCCCCCAAUAUUAUUCAGCUUUCUAUCAAGCAGAACUUUAGGUGAAUGCAUAUUAAAGGAAGCGCAAUUGAUCUGUCCAAGCAUGCACUCUACAUAAAAAAAAUUUUUAAUUGCACAAAAAAUAGAAAUAUAGUCCUAUCAAAAAUAUCGCUACUUUGUAUUCCAGCAAUGAUUUUUGUUAUGAAUUAAGUAUGCCUGACAAAGUUUCAAUGAACUUUAAUCCAUAUUAGAUAACCAUGUAAAACCUCCACACUGCUAUAUUUUAAAAGUUGUCAGUAUGAGUAUGUGACUAUGUUCUGUGAGCCAGCCAUCAGUAAAAUAUCAUCACACUGUGUUUUGUCCCUCUCAAUCUAUUUCUUUUUGAGUGACUGUAUCUGUAAUUGAUUAUUGUCUCAUUGGAAAAAAUUUCUGAUGCAGUUCUUCUUGAAGUUUCAACACCACUACAAGUUAAGACUGAUUGCCUUCAAUGUGCUCUAUUUCCUUAGAAAUUUCCCCUGAAUUUAAAAAAGAAGGCAUCUCAAAUUUUUAAGUUCCCUCCUUCUUUAGCUCUCAAUAAAAAUGCAUUUAUCAGCUCCUCCACACUGAGAAUGCAGGGCCAUCCAUGCGAGAACUUCGAGGUGAAGAAUCGCUAGCUGUCAAGACAUCACCAUUGUUUAAUGCAGCUUGUUGCUAUGAACAUAAUACACACAGAAGUAAUGAGACAUCUCCUACUACUGAGCAUAGAAUAAUAAACUAUACAAAUAACACAAAUUAUGUUUCAACUUUUUCAAAAUAAUUCAAGAACCUUAACUUGAAUCUAGCAAAAUACAGCAUUCUCUUGGCAAAAGAUCUAUCACUUGACUGAGAAAUAUUAUAAGAGAGUGACAAUCUCUUGUAUAAAUUAAGCAGUUACAUAACCAUCAUUACACUUAAUUUGUUUUGUUUUGUUUUGUUUUUUUAUUUCUUUAAUUCAACACUGUUAGUGGCUUUGCUAUGAUUACUGCUAUUCUAAAAGAUCUAUCUCUUCUUAAGUAUGAGGUAAUGACAACUUACCUGGUAGCUAUGCUGUGUUCUAUCCCCUCGCAGUGUUGGUGUCUUGAAAAUAUAUGCUGAACCAGGGCGUGAAAAGUAUGCUCUAUCUGUGUUUGGAAUUUUUUCUUCUCCAAUUUCAACCUAUAAUAUGUUUUAAAGAUAAUCAUCAGAUGACAAUAUCUUGACAGUCAGGUAAAUAGAAUACUACCUAUAAAAAGCAGAAUAAUUUAAGUGUAUCUUUUUAUAUGUUAAUAUCAUUAUAAAGAGUAAGCUAAAACAUUGUGGCAAUGGCUGAACAGAACCUCUUACCUUCUUCACAAUAUCCAUUUGAAUAAGCUCAGCUUUGGGUGUCCUUUUACAUCCUGCAGCUAUGUCAAAUUUAAAUUUUCCACAUCUUUUAAGCAAGUACAUUUAUAUUACGCUUAAUUCCUGGCAAGCAUAAGGAACCACUCAGGAACUAUCACAUGUACUUAUCAAUUGAACAAAACUCACAUAAAUCAAAGAAAAACAUUCCUGAAGAAUAACAUGAAACAGUAGAAUUUGUUAUGAUAUAAGAAACACUACAUCUAGUUUGGGGAAGCAGACAUAUCUGAAAAUAUAAAUCAUUUUCAUUUACAAACCUGCAAAAAAUGGCCAUAUCCCAUCAAGUGCAGAUGCAAAGUCAAUUGCUGAUCUGGAAAUAUAUAUUACAUCAUGAAAGUAUUAAGUUAUUAACAUGAACAAAAAGAGCCCUAAGUAAACUGAGCUAGCAUAAUUCCCUGCAUAUAAAUUUGAAUGUGUAAAUCACUUUAGUCGAAACAUAUACUUCCAUUCAACACAAUUUUAAAAUUAAUUUUAAUAAGGAUUCUCAUGGAACUUCAGUCAAAUUGGUUCUUUGCUUUUGUCAUAGUAUGAUCAUGAUUUUCCAAGUAGAAUGAUAGGAGCUCAUAUAUUUUGAGACAAGUGGCUCACUACAGGGCGUGAAAUUGAUUUUUUUUUCUGAUAGCCACUUGGCUCCUAAAUUUUUCAAAGUGAUAGCCACAAUUCAAAAAUAGUUGGUCACCAUUUUUAAAGAUAAACAAAACCCUUUUUUUUACGCUGUCAGUGUUCUAGAUAGACCCUCCAAAAUUAAGUUCUACAAAGUUCUACAAAGUGGACACUAGGAUUGAUAUACAACAUUAAAGCUCAACCAAAUCCAAGAUGGUGUCUAGUCAUCGAUGGAGAUGCAUGUGCCACAUUUUGGAAACAAAUUUAAUGCGGAAGUUUGCCAUGGAUUUAUCUUUGCAAAUCUUUUUAAUUCACAAUAUCUCUAGGUGGGGUUAUUAUGAAGCAUUCUAGUCGCCAAUUUGGGGACUACUUUUGAGGAUUUGAUCGCCAAAAUGAAAAAUUUAGUCACAUUGGCGCCUGUAUUAGGCACAAUUUCACGCCCUGCACUAGCAUUAUCGUACAAUCAUCAGAUCAAUUAAAUAGAAGGCAAACACAAAAUAGAGGCAAUUGUUAAUGCCAUUUUCCCUCAUCAGAUUGUACAUACAGGGACUAAACAGUUAAAAGGUCACAAGCAUCCAUGAAUUUUGUGCAACCCUUUGAGCAAAUUCUGAGGCUUUAAUUGAUUAAUACAUUCUAACUUGUUAUUAGUAAAUUAGGCAUUCAGUUCCAAUCAAAAUGGGAAAUGGCUGCUCCACAAUAUUUCUUUGAUAGUAUUCAAUAAUUGUAUGAUUUGCCAAAAACUAGUAUUGAAAUGAAGUGAAAGUAGCCUACUGAAGAUGCAGACAAGUUUACAGCUUUGACUAGCUACUGACUCUAAUUGAGAGCCCUGUUAUUGACUAUCCUAAGUUCUUUCAUCCGAUGAAAAUAAUUCUAAUAAAAAUUCACUACACACCAUAAAAACACCUUCUUUGUAAUUUUUUACAUGGUAAUGACCCAUUUACCUGCUAAGGUUGUCUCUAAUUGUCAGAUCUGGGUUAUGAUUCAUUAGUAGCAUUACAACUUUUCCAUGUCCUUGGAAUGUUGCACAGUGCAGGGCUGUCCAAUUUGUGCCUCUGUUGCACGCAUCAAUGUCAGCUCUGAAAGCGGACGAAAGAGACUACUUUGUAAAUGUAAUUCUGGAAACGAAAAGUGCCACAGAUAAAGAUAUUUCUGUUUUUUCUCAAAAUCGUAAAGGAACAUUUUACUCACCCUCGAUCUAGCAAAAGUUGUACAAUGUUGCUGUAACCCCAAAAAGCUGCAAUGCAAAGAGGUCUGAAGCCUUCUGGUGAAAAUGAGUUUGCGUCCACUCCUUGAUCCAAAAUCGCCUUCACCACCUAAAAAGAACACAAAGAAGCUGUGAGAAAGGUACCAAAUUAACAAAGUUCCCUUUACAUCAAUUUUAAAACAAAAAUUACGAUUUAAAAAAAAAAAAACCUGACCUUUUCGUCGCCUGUAGCCGCAGCGCUUGUUAACUGCGCUCCGUCCGCCAUCUUGUUUUUAUUGUUAUUUGCAACACCGCUGCUCAAAACAAUUCCUUAUUUAUAAGCCCGCUGACCGCCUCAUUCCCGUGACUCAAACAAACUUUAAAGAAAUUUACAAGUUGCAGGCAGGAACGAUGGCUUCUUCUCUUGAGCAGCUAAAGAAAUUCACCACCGUCGUCGCUGAUACAGGCGAUUUCGAAUGUAAGAGAGAGAGAUGAUUUUUCGAAGGAUUUGCUGUUUGCUUGGAGUAGCUCAACCUAUGUGAUUUUUCUUUUUAGCCAUUUCUAAGUACAAACCUACUGAUGCGACAACAAAUCCAUCACUGCUCUUGGCUGCGUCUAAAAUGCCUCAGUAUAAACACUUGAUUGAAAAAGCAGUUCAGUAUGGAAAAGCAAACGGAAGGUUAGUGCUAGGGAUCUAUUUUCAGAUAAAUUUUGGAGAUGUAAUCUAACUUUUCUACUAGUUUGCGUGUAAAUACCUCAAAACACCAGUCACCCUUCAUGCCUGGUGAACUGGCAAAUAUGUGAUUUGCAUGUUGUGAUUGAUUGGUAUGAAUUAAAACAGGAAAAAUUGUACAAGCGUUGAUUGUUUUGUUGAUGACGAAUUUAUGAUAAUUCAUAUGGUCCAAUAUCGAUCGGGAGUUUGCUUUACGUAAUUUGGUUUUCAUUGGGUGCCAAUAUUAGUCAUCAUGACAUAAAGACUGUCACGUGCAAGCUCGCUCCAAGGACUCAUCAAAAACUUUUAAGAAACUCUUGGAUUGGUUAUUGGUUUAUCCAGACAGAAAAGACGACGACAGAUUCUUGUAAAAUACUUUUUAGGAAGAUGCUCAAUCACUAGGAUUCAAGUGAUUUUUUAAAAAAUUCUGGUUGUCUUCAAGACUUUCCUUGACCCUUUUGAGUCAUGGAUUUUAUCUUGUUAGUCAAUGCAAAAGGCAUGACAUGCAAAAUAAAUCAGAUCUCAUAUUUCUAGAUCACUUAGCCCCACAUUGGUGUUGCUUUCUCUUCAACCCCUCGAAUGUUUUUCUUUGUAAUUGAUCCCCACUGGUUUUGUCUGGGAUAACUGCAAAUAUGAUUUUAACAAAGGAGGGGCAUUAAUUCAAAGGAGGAUGCUUAAUAUUCUUCUGUACAGAUUCUGCUGUGGUUGAAGCUUAAGAAAGUCAUAAUUUAAGUGGUGAUAGAAGCAGGUUUUCCUUUCAUUCUUGCCAUUUAAGAUAGUUAGAGAGAGGGGAGGGGGAAGUGCUUAUUCAAGAAUGGUUCCUGUUUGACAUUAUCACCUGGGAGGUGGGCUCUUAUUCUACAAAGGGUGCUUAUUAGAGUGUGGGCACUUAUUCAAGGAAAUAUGAUAUUCAUGAGACCCAGAUACGCACUAUCAGAAAGACAUAAAGGUAGCAAAAGUCAUCCAAGAGCCACAAGCAGUGCAGAACAGUUGGCUGGCAAGGCAAAGGGCCUGUAUUUGUCUUGCCAUUCUUAUCACAGGCUUAUCAGUCUUGCUGCCUGUUUUAAUGUCAGUCCAUUGGAGCUUGCUUGAAAAACAGACAGGGAAAAAAAUGAAUCAAUUGAAGAGAGAAAUUCAAAGGGAAAAUAAUUUUACAGUGUUUUGUUUUUCUAUUUAUUAUAAAAUUUUACCCUAUGCUCCUGUUAGAUUCUGACCUUGUCAAUCACUUGACAAAAGUAUCUUGUCUCAGAACAAAUCUUAAUGAAAUUUUGUUUCAAAUUCAAGCACUCUGGAAGAGCAAGUAACUGAAGCAAUGGAUAAAAUAGUAAGUCCAACAAUUUUGAAUUGCGUAAUUGAGACCUAUUCAGGAGAGAGCUUUGCUCUAGGUUUCAUUUAAUGUUGAAACUCUAAUAUUACCCCUCCCUUUGAAGUCAUGUUUGCUGCCCACAAUCAUCAUGGUAAUGGCUAUCUUUAAGCAGAAACAAUAAUUAUGGGCAGAAAAUAAUCCAAUUACAAAGUUCUCAGGAAAAUGACCCGAGAAACAGCAUAUGUUUAUAUGUCAGCAUAUAUGGCUGAGAUGUUGGCAAUAUGAUGUACAGUAGCAUAAAAUGCAUUUAAAUCAUGCAUUUGCAACUUAAUUUGCAUGUAAAUGAAAAGAAAAAAAUAAUGGCAGUUCACACUAUAAUUUAAAUAUGGUGUGUUGAACAAGCUUCAAUUUUCCUAUUUACCUUAUUUUGGUAAUCAUGAUCUGUCACCCUUCUCAACAAGGUGUUUAUCUUUCUUCUUCAUUUAUCUUCUUUUUUCAGUUUGUUCUUUUUGGUGUUGAGAUACUGAAGCUAGUACCAGGUAGAGUUUCAACAGAGGUUGAUGCCAGGUCAGUGAACUUGAGUUAUAAUAAAUCAAAAGGGUAUACAAACAGUUCAAUCUUGGUUGACAUUAUCAUCCCCUGGCUUUAAAAGACAGGUCUUGUUACACUGCAGUUCUCUGCAUUGUGCAAUCCUCUUUGGCAGACCCCAGAUAUACCAGGUCAAUGCCUGUCUCCAGAUAGCAAACUCAAAUAAGUGUGCUGUGAGCGGAUUCAGACGAUGAAGACGAAACUUUAGGCUCCAAAAGAAAAGUCAUUAUAACAUCCCUUUCAUAGGCUCCUUAUGCAUUGACAAGAAAACUGUAGGAUUCGAUACCUGGGCUUUUCUGAUAUUGGUGGGAAAGCCCCCUUAGUUUUUUUUCAUGUUGGGUAUCUAAAGAACAUGAUUAAAAAACAUGAUUUUAGUAGCAUUUUCAAUAUUGCCAUCACAGAAUCUUAGGACUGCUUUCUGCCUUUUUCUGAAAAAAAAAAAAUUAUCAAAAGGUUAAAUUAUUUUUCAACCUUAACAUCAGGGAGGAAAAAAACUUAGUUUAUAAUGUAAACCAAGUAAAAAUUAUUUAUCAUAAAAUAUAAUUUUUAUCAUUCAAUAAUAAGUGUGAAUUAAAAUUCUAUAAUUAUAGUGGUCAGAAAUGGCUGUUAAAGCUUUUUUAGCCCUUUAACUUCCCAGAUCAAAUUUGUAAUCCUCCUUACUAUCAACCAUACAACUCUUAUAAUGUUAGUUCAGAGAAUUUAGUAUUGGAUCAACUAAUUGUCACCAAAUUGAUAUUUUUCUUUAUUAUCAUAACUUAUCUGGUUGUUAUUUUAUUGAUAUUGUAUGGAGAAAUUCUGUCUUGGUCACUCAUGGGAGUCAAAGGGUUAAGAUCUUAUAUUUCUACAGAAGUCUGUUGUAAACAUGAUUUCAAAUGUAGUUUGAAUCUUUGUACACUUCAUUUUGUGUAGGUUAUCCUUUGAUGUUGAAGGCUCAAUUGAGAAAGCAAAAAAGUUCAUAAAGCUUUAUGAAGAGGCAGGAAUCAGUAAAGAGAGAAUCCUCAUUAAACUUAGCACAACUUGGGAAGGAGUUGAAGCUGCAAGGUUAGUAUUUAAUACCCAAAAUUUUUUCUCUAAAUGGCUCUAAUUGUAUUUUCUUCCCAAACUUUUGCAUCUAAUUUGUCUAAAUCCACCAGCUCCUUAAUUGCGGUUUGACUACUACCUUCUUCCUUUACUUCAGCUUUUACAUAGCAGUGUUUUAAAGUUGCCCCAGGGGAAGGUUACACUUGUUAAUGGUGGACUUAUUCUAAUUUGUGGAACCAUUUAAAUGCUUAUAUCAGGAUCUAUAUUUCCCACACUUUUCUCUUCUUAUAUCCUAUAGUACUGACCAGUAGAUUUCUUUUAACCAUCCUAAGCCAUAAGGGCCUCCUUUAAUUGGUGAUUAUUUGUUUUUUUCUUGGGACUUCUAUAUUUGAUUCAAUGGUGAUAUUGUUCCGAGAAAUUAGAAGUACAGUCACUGUAAGGGGUUAAACAGUUAAAUCCAUCCAAUAGUUAAGCAAGAUUCAACCAGCGGAAGGGCUGAUAAUGAAUAGCCACACACUGUUAGGUGUGUAUGGCUAACUGAGCAUGUGUUUUCAAGAGGCAAGUGAUCUAUUUGGCCACACAUGUUAAUAAUGCCAUGGAUUAUGUUAAUGGAAUAAUUUUUUAAGUAUUUUAAGCUCUCCACAAUGGUUACUUUUCAGGAAGCUCGAGCAAGAGGAUAUCCAUUGCAACAUGACCCUUCUUUUCUCAUUUGCUCAGGUAAUCUUUUCUUUACUUUUAAAAUAAUAAACAUUUUGGGAGCAAAGUGCAUUCUGUAUUGAGAGCAGGCUACAUAAUAGAAUGAACACACAAUGACAUACAUAAAUAUAUGUAUGUCACCUCUGUUCAAACAAAGCAGGUGUCAUGAGCCAGACACUGCAUUCCCCUUUAGACUGUUAUAAAUCAGCCCCAAAAUUUGGAGCAUUUUGUUGCAAACAAGUUUUUGCCUCAAAGAUUUUAGGUGUGCAUAUGAACAUACACAUAAUCAAUGAUAUUUUAUUUGUAAUUUUCCCUUCUCUCUUUCCCCAGGCAGUAGCAUGUGCCGAAGCAAAUGUCACACUAAUCUCACCAUUUGUUGGUCGCAUUCUGGAUUGGUAUGUCAAGAACACAGACCAGAAGGAAUUUCAACCCGCAGAUGAUCCAGGUAACAUGAGAUUAUUAAUGAGUAAUUGUACAGGAAUUUAAUUCACAUCAGUCAAAGAGAUGUUAAUGCAGAACUCUACCCUAGACUCCAUAGAGGCUGGUUCCCUUAAUUCUUUUUAAACAUAAAAAUUUGUGACACAACCAUUACAAAACAUCGGAGAAGAAUGUUUUGAAACAAGUUAUGUUAGGAAAACAAAGAUAUUUUGUUUGCUGAUCUUGUCACCACCACACAAUACUAUACUAGACAGAGUAUUCUAUAUUUGUACUCUCUUUGGAAUGAUCACAAAACAUGUUCAACAGUAUUGAAAACAAUUACAGUUGUCUUGGAUUAUGCAGACUCCUGGGUAUUGGGCUGGGUAUUUACUCUGGAUAAUUGAAAGUCUGCACAAUUGAAAAUAUGAAUAAUACAGAGCAAAAAUAAAACUAAAUAUGUAUCAUACAAUCAAUAUUACACAAGAAUUAAAGAGCAUUCUCAAAUCAUUGUGUGUUGUUAACCCUUUAACUCCCAAGAUCUCAUUAGUAAUUCUCCUUACUGUCUGCCAUGCAGUUCUUAUGAUGUCAAUUUGGAGAAUUUGGUAUUGGAUCAAUUCAUAAUCCCCUUAUUGAUAUUUUAUUUUAUUCUCAUCACUUCUGUGCUUGAUAUUGUAUUGAGAUUGUAAGGAGAAAUUCACUCUUAGUCACUAAUGGGAGGUAAAGGGUUAAAAUUUACCAAAAGUAUCUACAAAAAUUUUUUUGAUUAACCUACAAUAAUAAUUUUGAUGAUUAUGAAUUGAUAAUAAAAAUAUAGUUGAUUAUCAUAAUUAUAUCUGUAAAGAUACAAUUAGUGCAUCCUUACACUCCCACUAUGGGUAGUUACAUUUGUCUCAUGCUUUGGAGGGGUGUUUUUGUUAGGUGUGAAGAGUGUGACAGCAAUUUACAAUUACUACAAGAAGUUUGAUUACAAAACUGUUGUCAUGGGAGCAUCAUUCAGAAACACAGGGCAGAUCACUGAACUAGCUGGUUGUGAUUUACUCACUAUCAGGUAAUAAUUUCCACUCCCUUGGUAUUAAUUUAUUGCAAUAAAUCAAAUCAGAGCUCUAUUUUCAUGGGCACUUCAAAUCACCCUCUCUCAUAAAGUAGGUGGUUAGUAAGAAAAUUUAUCCUCUCAAUCUCAAACCAUAAAUAAUUUAUGACCGCAAAAUAUAAUUGCCAUCACAUUUUCAUGGAACACUGUUAUCAAAGGUUUACUUGGUGAAUCUUGACUCUUCACAUGGGUGUUGUAUUUUAAGUUCUUGCUAAGAUAUUUUUCUUAAUAGAAACUUGUACUUUUUACACACUUGAAUGUUUUAGCAUGAGAAAAAAAGGAAUAGACACCCAGUUUUGAAAAAAACACCCAAGAAUCCUGCUUUGCAUAAAGAUUAGAACAGUUUUUAUCUGGUCCUGGUUAUAACCACAGUGACAUCUACAAAAUGCUUUUAAUGUUUUGUACAUAAUAGUAUACCUGAAGAAAUUAUGCACAUCUGAUUGGCUGUUGUCUUUGAAAAUUUACUUUUGCUUAUUAACACCAAAUUGCACUCAAAAUCAUGUUAGUACCAAUACAUAUACAAAUUCUUAUUUAAUAUUCUGUGAUUCAUUUCAGUCCCUCAUUGCUAGAAAAACUUUCCAAUUCCACUGAAACAAUUUCCCAGAAGCUUUCAGUCGAGGAAGGUGAGAAAGCAAAUAUACCUCAUACAUUGACAACCUUUGACAACCUUUGAGGUUGUUGUUUCUGUAUCCUUUUAGCAAAGCUGAAGAGGCACAAGCUAAGAAGAAGUCAUACAAAAACAAUUGGCAACUUCUGUAGGACUAAAAGGAAACAAAAAGAAAUUAAUAAUAAUAAUGCAUUGAAUACAUUAAUACAUUGACGAAAGUAUUUUUCCUUUACACUUCUCCAUCAAUAAUUAAUAAUUACAUCAUGAGCUCUCUAUUUCUAUUGUGUGAUAGUUGAUGAGGAUAAAGCCCAAAUCAACUAUUGAGCAUAGAAUGGAGAGGGAAUUAUGAAAUUAUUCUGGUCUAUAUAUACUAGUUAUUCAAUACUUAACAAGACGGUCUAUAUAUACUAGUUAUUCAAUACUUAACAAGACAGACUUCUCUCGUCUUUUUAUUUUAUUUUGCUAUCAGUUGCAUUCUGCUAGGCUACUCACCUCACUCACUAUAUUUAGGCAGCAAGUAUCGUGUCCAAUCAGAUCGCAGCACUUUUGAUAGAAUGCUAGUAGAUUAAACUAAAACUUCACAUCAUGAAGCCUGACAUAUAGUCAGCAUAAACACAUGAGACCAGUUUACUGAACAUUUUUAAUGCAUGUUCAUUUUAAAAGUGCAGCAUUUAUUUUGAACUCUAAAUAGUAUCAAAAGGAUCAGGUAUUUUUAGCUCUUUAUGUAAGUACUCUAACAGUGAAUAAUGCAUACUUAUGCACACAAAUUAACAGUCACACAAAGCAACAUGCAUAACCUUUAAGGCAGUAUCAAUCAAUUGUUGUUGUUGCUUGUUAAUCUUAUUAAUACUCAAUUGUAUGCCUUUUGCAGCCAAAAAACUCGACAUUGAAAAAGUGUCCCUAGACGAGAAGAAAUUCCGCUGGCUUCUCAACGAGGAUGCUAUGGCAACAGAAAAGUUGGCUGAGGGAAUCAGGAAGUUUGCUGUAGAUGCUGUGAAACUUGAGGAUAUGAUCAAGAGUGAACUCCAGAAAUAAGCUUUCCAUAGCGGGUAGUGCUAUAUACGCCACUAGGACAUUUUGAAAACAUGGCUUUAUGACCGGAACUUAAUGGUCCUUAACAUGAAAAGAAUGCUAAAAGAUAUGAUAACGGGUAUUUAAAUCAGACAUGCGUCUUGCAGUAGAUACAUGAAGUUAAUCAAUUUAGUGGUAUAUUCGUGGCUGUAAUACCUUACUAAAUAAUAGCUGUUGCCUCUUAUGAAGAUUGGGGCUGUACAUCUAGGUUAGAUUUUUUUCUUCAAACUAACAAGCAGGCAGUCGAUCAUUAUAGAAUACUUUUUAGAAGA